Camelina sativa (false flax) is the source of this 2669-nucleotide messenger RNA. RefSeq names its product serine/threonine-protein phosphatase BSU1-like. The record is from RefSeq and is a predicted model, not a curated record. Gene Ontology annotation, molecular function: protein binding; phosphoprotein phosphatase activity. Gene Ontology annotation, biological process: brassinosteroid mediated signaling pathway. NCBI's taxonomy places the organism in Eukaryota, Viridiplantae, Streptophyta, Magnoliopsida, Brassicales, Brassicaceae.
AAUCCUAAUCUCCUAAUCUCUCACAAUCUCCAAAACCAGCUGUGUUUUGUUGUCAUGGCUUCCCACUCGUAUCCAUACCCAUCUACUUCGUAUGAAUACCUACAGACCUUCGCCAACGAUGACGAAUGGCCUGGACCUAGAUGCGGUCAUACUCUCACGGCGGUUUUCGCCAACGAUUCCCAUCAGCUUGUCCUCUUCGGCGGUAGUACUACUGCCGUCACCACCAAUGAUUAUUCCUUACCCGGGAUCAGUUUAGAGGGCGUUACCAAUUCGGUGCACUCUUUUGACGUUUUGACCAGGAGGUGGACAAGGAUUCACACGGAUGGUGACCUUCCGUCUCCCAGGGCUUGUCAUGCUGCCACUUCAUUUGGCACUUUGUUCAUUGUUCAGGGUGGGAUUGGUCCAUCAGGGCUUUCUGAUGGAGAUGUCUACAUGCUUGACUUGACUAGAAAUGACCUCAAGUGGCAUAGGUUGAUGGGUCGAGGGGCGACUCCAGGCCCUCGCUACGGCCAUGUUAUGGAUAUAGCUGCUCAGAGGUGGCUCGUCAUAUUUGGUGGGAAGAAUGGAAAUGAAGUUCUCUCCGAUACGUGGGCACUGGACACGCAAAGACCAUCUGCGUGGGACAGAUUGAACCCAUAUGGCAAUCAUCCAAGUGGGAGAAUGUAUGCUUCUGCUACUGCUCGAGAAGAUGGUGUUUUUUGGCUUUGUGGCGGAAGAGACUCCUCAGGGAAGCCACUGGGAGAUACUUACGCGCUGGAAAUGGAAAGCAUUGAUCAGUGUGGUUGGACUCUUGUUCCAGACGUAGCUCCUUCCCCGAGAUAUCAACACACAGCGGUUUUUGAAGGUCCAAGAAUGCAUGUCUUUGGGGGUGUCCUGAACACGGAUCGUCUAAUCGAUGGUGAACCUAUUGUUGCUGUGCUUGAUACUGAUUCUGGUGAGUGGUUAGAUGUAACUCCACCAGAGACCUCUGCCAGUGGCAGCAAAAGACGAGAUCAGUAUCAGCUUAUGCAACGUUGUCACCAUGCUGCUGCAUGGGUUGGGAACUGCAUAUAUGUGCAUGGUGGGAUUAAAAAAGAUUUAUUGCUCGCCAGUUUCCUAGUGGCUGAAACAUCCCAGCCAUGGAGUCCUGAACAAGAAGAUAAUCCUGAAAAUUAUAUGUUGCUCGACGAUUGUCUGGUGCCUGAAAUAUCUAACCCUUCAAGUUCUGAACCAGAAGUCCCAUCUAUUAUGAGGAAGAGUGCAAGCGAGAGUUCGCCGGAGAUAAUCGCAGAGCCAUAUAACUUACCUACCGUAGAAAAUGCUUUCUAUGAUAGUGCAAGUGAAGGACAUUUUCUAGUUGAUCAAAAGAGAACUGUGAACGUCGAGAGUGAGCAGUUAGUGCCACAGUUCAUCGAACCCAGUUCUUGUCAUCAAGAUCAGUUGCAUCAAAGGAUCAUUUCGACACUUUUGAAACCUAAAGACUGGACAGUUCCUGCCGAAGGAACUUUUUUCUUGAAUUGUUCGGAAGUUAUGACUAUCUGCAAUUCUGUGGAACAAACAUUUGCGCAAGAACCAACGCUUCUUCAGCUCAAAGUUCCUAUUAAAGUCUUCGGCGAUCUCCAUGGUCAGUUCGGGGAUUUGAUGCGUUUAUUUCAUGAAUAUGGAUCUCCUUCUCUAGAAGGAGAUAUCACGCAUAUUGACUAUUUGUUUUUGGGAGAUUAUGUCGACCGAGGAAGUCACAGCUUGGAGACCAUCAUGUUGCUGCUUGCUUUGAAGAUUGAAUACCCCAAGAACAUCCACUUGAUUCGUGGAAAUCACGAGUCUAGUACAACGAAUAGAUUUUAUGGUUUCCAUGACGAAUGCAAACAAAAAAUGGGACAGGCCGAUGGGCUCCAAGCAUGGUAUAGGAUUAAUCAGCUUUUUCACUAUCUUCCACUUGGUGCGGUGAUUGAAGAUAAAAUUUUAUGUGUCCACGGAGGAAUAGGGAGGACACUUUGGCUCGACGAAAUUGCAAGUAUCCGGCGACCCGCAUUCCCGGAUUUUGGAACAAUUGUGUUGAAAGACACAUUAUGGUCUGAUCCAACCGCAAAUGAUUCUGUUAUGGGUAUACAAUCAAAUGCUAGAGGAGAAGCUGUUGUCACGUUCGGGCCUGAUAUCGUCAACGGGUUUUGUGAACGAAAUAAAAUCCAAAUGAUCAUACGAGGACACGAGUGUGUUUCUGAUGGCUUUGAACGGUUUGCAGAAGGACGACUUAUAACUGUCUUUUCCGCUACAAACUACUGCGGAUCUGCAAACAAUGCGGGAGCAAUAUUGGUAAUCGGUAGAGACUUGGUCAUUUAUCCAAAGUUGAUCCAGCCUAGACCUCCCUCCAUCUCUUCUUCCGAAAACUGUCCAGAAAAAGAAUGGAUGGAGGAGCUGAACGAGGAGAUGCCGCCUACUCCGCCUCGAGGGGAGACAGCUGCAUAAAGGCAGCAAUUGUUUGGUGUAGAGAAGAGAAGAGAAGCUUGCGGUUGAUGAAGAGAUGAAAGUGUUUCAUUUGCAAGCUGAACACCUGACCUGACUGUACCGGAGACUGAUCUAUAUAUCAUUGUUGUUGUACCUUCUCUUUCUCAUUUUUUUCGAACAUUUUCAUUUUUUUCUUAAUUUGGUAUUAUUCAGACUUGGAUGGAUGGAUGGAUGUAGUUUAAUGA